Rana temporaria (common frog) is the source of this 2826-nucleotide messenger RNA. It is a transcript of the gene ANKRD46, whose product is annotated as ankyrin repeat domain 46. Gene Ontology annotation, molecular function: protein binding. NCBI's taxonomy places the organism in Eukaryota, Metazoa, Chordata, Amphibia, Anura, Ranidae. The record is from RefSeq and is a predicted model, not a curated record. Bases 220 to 1053 code for a protein of 277 amino acids. The transcript is spliced from 6 exons.
GAGCGCGCGGUUCUCCUCGCUCCCCCUCCUGCAGCUGCCUGGUUCCCUCACUUCCGGUUGUCUGAUGGAUAGUUAGCAGCGGGCUGGCCUGUACUGUGUCCGGGGGGUUACUGGCUGUGGAGCUGCAUUGUAGGUCUAAAAGUAAAUACAUUGGACUGCAAGUUAUCAAACUGACCGGAUUCUAUUGACUACCUGAAGGACACAAAUCCACGUGCAACCAUGUCCUAUGUGUUUGUGAAUGAUUCAUCCCAGACCAACGUGCCCCUGCUGCAGGCCUGCAUUGAUGGGGACUUCAACUACUCCAAGCGGCUCCUUGAAAGUGGCUUUGACCCUAACAUCCGGGACAGUCGUGGCCGCACCGGCCUGCACUUGGCCGCGGCUAGAGGAAACGUAGACAUCUGUCAGCUCCUGCACAAGUUUGGAGCAGAUCUUCUGGCAACGGAUUACCAGGGGAACACGGCACUUCACUUAUGUGGCCACGUUGACACUAUUCAGUUCCUCGUCUCCAAUGGCCUCAAGAUUGAUAUAUGCGAACAACUGAUGGCCGUGGGGUGUGAGAGUUUCCAAUUGAGGGGAAAACAUGACAUGGCAGCAUUCAGGAGCAAUCACCAAGGGGCCACUCCACUUGUCCUGGCCAAACGCAGAGGGGUGAAUAAAGAAGUCAUCCGCAUGUUAGAGUCUCUGGAGGAGCAAGAAGUGAAGGGCUUCAACAGAGGCACUCACUCUAAGAUGGAAACCAUGCAGACGGCUGAAAGCGAAAGGUAUAUCCAAUGCUCUGAGCUGUUAAUGGAAAAGGGACACAGCACUAUGUCGGAAGGAUCCACAGAGGACGAUUGCGCUAUGGAAAGCCAUUCCCUCCUGAAUCCAAACCUGCAGCAGGGGGAAGGAGUCCUAUCCAGCUUUCGCACCACUUGGCAGGAAUUUGUGGAGGAUCUGGGAUUCUGGAGGGUGCUCCUCCUCCUCAUUGUCAUUGCUCUGCUUUCUCUCGGCAUAGCUUACUAUGUCAGUGGAGUACUGCCAUUCGUGGAGAAUCAGCCUGAACUCGUCCAUUAGAGCAGUGAUGCUUCCCACCUUUUCAUCCUUUUCUAGCACUGGCUGGAUUUUGGCCACUGCUCUCCUAGAUCGGACUUGUCUUAAUCACCCUUUCUUCGUUAACUGUUUAGAAGGACUCCAGGAAGCUUCUUGUUAAAGGUUAUUGAAGAGAUAGACUUCCUUUUGGAUUUUGAACAAAGAAUCUAGAGUAACGGAUUUGUUCCAUAUCAUGGUGGCUUGGCAACAUCGGGAAAACCAACUUGUUGGUUGACUCGUCAAGUGGCCCGAAGGUUUCCAGUGUAAAAGGUCAUUUGUGUUUUCACAAACAUUUCAUUCCUUCUCCAGAAGUGUUAAAACUGAUAUUCGGUUAUAUAUUGUUUUGUGUGUCAAUAAUGGUUUUGUUUAGUUAUUAUCUCUUUUAAUCAAUCUUGUGAUAUCUUUGUUAACAUGUCUUCAGUACAAACCUGAGAAAGCAUUAUAGGCUCAGUCUACCCCAGCUGAUAAUACCCUUCAAGAGGGUAGCAGGAGAGAUAAAAGUAAACUUGGCACUAGGGUCGUGUUCACAUGGUGGCUCAGAGGGCAGUUGACGGAUGCCUGGGAGGUGAUAUUUCCCCUCCACACUGCUUCCUUUAACAUUGAAAAUGCAGCACCUAUUACUGGUAUUUGGUGGCGGUACUUCUUACCGAAAAUUAGAGGGUUUCAUUUUUGCCACGGCAUGUGUACAGCCCUGAGCAGACGCAUGUUUUCUCGAGGGAGCUAAAAAAAAAAAAAAAAACGUGGCUCAACCUCCUGUUUUUGCCACCGCCCUUGCUGUCUUUGUGAAUGGGGCCAAAGUUAAAAGAAGAAAGAAAAAAAAAUGUGUUUCUCUUUGUCUAUAAAUAUAAAUAUAUAUAUUGACAUGGAAGCAGCCAUAUUUGUUUAUGUAUGCAGACGCUGCUUUUUUCUUAAUAACUUUGCUUCUUGGCUCAGCACACUCUAUAAGAAUGCAGUCAUUAAAGUAUGUCUAGACCUUGGGACAAAGGUUUUAUAUAUUGCAACUUACCAAUCCCUAAAUGUGGUGGCUGCAUUUUUUUUCUCUGCGCUUAUUUUCUGUUUGUGUAUUUUUUUUUUUCUGCAAGUACAGAAAAAUACCAAUUGAGCUCUUGAGUCCUUGUAACUUCCUGUGAACUGAACUGAAAUCUCAAAUAAUAGUAUGAGCUUUCUUGGCUACCUUCUGUGAACUACAGUUCCCUCUCCUCUAUAUAAUGGAGAUAAGAUGCUUAUAGCUCAAAUCAGGAGAGCAGUCUAGUGUGACCACACUGCUCCUUCAUAGAUACAGUUCAAGGAAUCUGUGUUGUCAUCCAAUGCAAGAAGUAUGUUACUGGCAUGAUCAGCAGGUGAAAAUAAAGGAACAAAAUAAUAUAUAUAUAUAUAUAUAUAUAUAUAUAUACACAUAUGUAUAUCUCCACUAGAGGGAGGAUUUACAAAUUUGUGUACACAAAUUAUAAUACAGGACGGCAAACAUUAUAGCAUAAUAAAUUUGCUUUUAGAUACAUUUUACAGUAAUAACGCAAAAUGCUUUCCUAGAACUGUCAGGGCGCUCCUAGGAUUUCAAACCUGGUGUAGCAGUUGCAUGGGGGCAACACUCUCCCACCACCGGAUCUUCAAUUUAUUUCAUAUUAUAAAGAACAUAAAAUGAAAACCAUAGUGAAGGAUCCUGUUGUAGCAGGAGUCAGACUAAAACAGAAUCUUGGCGAUCUUGCUGUUUUUGGCAUAUCCAUGACAUAUGAGAAUAAAAAACCCUGUUGGUCUGAA